AUGAGCCCCUCGGCGCCCGCGCGCGUAGCUCAGACCGCACGCGUCGCCGUCGCACCCCUCGCCGCCUCCUCCUCCACCCAGCUCCCCACCGCGACCGCCUCGACCUCGACAGCCACAGCCCGCCCACGCCCGCCCAGCAUCGCGACCGGUCCUGCACCUCCGACAAAACGCCCGCGACAGCGCCAAGGCGAGCCCCGACCCGACGGCUCGUGGCUCCCCGUCCUCGCGAGCCGGUCGCUCAAACCCGACGGUCAAGGCUGCGGCCACUUCGUCUAUGGCUCGCCCGCACCGAGCACCAAGAUCGCUGCAUUCGGGGAGUCCCCCUCGAGGUCCCUUUCCCGGAGCGCAGACCCUGACAUCGACGGCACCAUCAUCCGUACCAAGAGCGGCAACGGCAUUCCGAGCAGCUCGUUCGACUGGGAGUUCUGCGGGCCCGAGAUCGUGCCAAAGCUGAGGGCGACCUACCGCGACGGCUACGCGCUCAUCCUCCUGUCGAACCAAGCCUCGUCGGGUCCCUCGCUCGCCGCCAACUUUCGCAAGAAGGUGCCGUUCGUCGCGCGCGAGAUCGGCGUGCCGCUGCGCAUCAUGGCCUGCUUCGACUUUGACGAGUACCGCAAGCCGGUGAGCGGCAUGUGGGACGCUCUCGUCGGGAGGUUCAACGGCGGGCUCGCGGUCGACUACGCGGCAUCGUUCUACGUCGGCGACGCAGCAGGUCGACCGGCCGACCACGCCGACACGGACCGUAAGUUUGCGCUCAACGCCGGCGUCCGGUUCCUCACGCCCGAGCAGUUCUUCCUCGGCCGGCCCGAGGACCGCAACUUUGAGCUGUGGGGCUGGUACCCGCACGGCUACGACCACGCUCUCGCCCCGCCGCACGAGCUCCUCGACACCACGACGCCGCUCGGGCCGCUCGACACGCCCGAGGUCGUCCUCCUCGUCGGCCCACGGGCGAUCGGCAAGACGUCGUACGCCUCUCGGCUCGAGCGACUCGGCUACGUCGUCUUUACUUUGCCCAAGCUCUCGACGUCGACCUCGUCACUCGCGCCCUCGCUGCACGCCGCCCUCGCCGACACGCUCGCCAUCGACGCCAAGGGCCUCGUCAUCGACGGCUCGCUACCGACCCGCAAGGCGCGCGCCCAGGUCCUCGCCGCCGUGCGCUCGUUCGCCUCGACCUCGGCGCCGUUCCGCUCGCGCUGCGUCCUGUGGACGUCGCGCACGCGCUCGGCGCCGGACGGCAUGGGCUCGUCGCACGACGCGCGCGAGCUCGUCGAGCUCGCCAAGCACAACUCGGUGUUCCGCCUCGUGACGGCGCGCGGUGGCGGGGUGCAGCUCGUCGAGCAGAAGGAGCUCCAGGCGUGGGACAAGACGUUCCAGGUGCCGACGCUGAGGGAAGGCUUCUCGCGCAUUACGCCGACACGCUUCGCGUUCGACCCGGCGCUGAGCGGUGGCGCGACCCUCGGCGACUGGGCCAAGUGGCUCGCGGACGUGUACCCGGGCAAGGCGAAAAAGACGGGGCGAGUCGCCGUGAGGGGGCUCGACGGGGCGCAGGGAGCGUGAGGGAGGGCUUUGUUCUCUCUCGCGAGGGGCAUGAGGGGCGGGCACGGUGCAACGCGGUAGCUUUACAAC
This is a messenger RNA of Rhodotorula graminis WP1, 1626 nucleotides long. RefSeq lists its product as uncharacterized. Gene Ontology annotation, molecular function: ATP-dependent polydeoxyribonucleotide 5'-hydroxyl-kinase activity; double-stranded DNA binding; polynucleotide 3'-phosphatase activity. The record is from RefSeq and is a predicted model, not a curated record. The transcript is spliced from 8 exons. Lineage: Eukaryota; Fungi; Basidiomycota; Microbotryomycetes; Sporidiobolales; Sporidiobolaceae. Gene Ontology annotation, biological process: DNA repair. The coding region runs from base 1 to 1557 and encodes 518 amino acids.